AUGAGUUAAUAAAGCUGUUUCUUCAACGAAAUCACGUCCAUUGAAAAGAUUUAGGAAGAAUCCAUUUAUUAGCAAAGGUAUAUUUAUAUGAUUACCUCAGCCAAUCUAAUACCCAAUAUUAUGUAAAUCAAUCAGACAAAUCAAUUAAUUUUUUAUCUAAAGGAGGGAAUUAAUUCUUUUUACCUUUGGAUGUUGAAAUAAACUAAGUAUUUCCAUUAUCUGAAGGUCUCUUGCUAGGUUGGGGUAGGGAUGAAUUUAAUUACUCUAUAGUAUUAAAUCAUCCUCUAGCCUCUAUUACAACAUUAGGAACAUAUAAUAGCACAUUAGGGACUAUUGAGCCUUGGAUACAUAUGCAAGAAGAAAUUAUUUAUGCCCAUAAAAUUCUUCCAAUAUUAAUAACCUAUAAUUCUUAAUUGAUGAGACAUUGUGUUUAUAUUUUAAAAGUUGAUGAUAAACAAGAAGUGCAAAAUUACAAUCUUACUGAAAAAACAGAAUGCCAAGUAAGCAUUAUCAUUUUAUAAAUUAGAUCAUUAGUGAAUUAUAUUAUGAAGAAAAUAUAAAAGAAGAAAAGGCAAAAUAAUGUGAAAUAAUUAGAAGUAAUGUUGAUGGAGAAUUAUUAAUUUGCUUAUUAUCAGACCAUACAAUAAGAAUUUUAGAAAUGAAUUUCUUAGAAGAAAAUAAAAGCAAAAAUAUCUUUAAUAGUUUAAAAGUAGUUUAAACCAUACAAAAAGUUAGUUAAAUAUAAGUAUUCAACAUGAUUGAUUCAAUAUGCGCUGAAACUAUAUCAAUUAAAAAAGAGAAACUAAAAUACUAAAAUAACUAAUUUGAAUAUGUGGCUUAUCAAAUUAUUAAUCAUAAUAAUAUUCCAUCAAAUUUAUUAAUCUUACAUACUAAUUCUACUUUUACUUUAUUAAGUGGUAGUAAAAUCCUUUUAAAUUAUCAAAUUAACGAAUAAAUUAAUGAUAUCUCAUAAUUUAAUUGCGCUCCUGUUAUUACCGAGCCCUUAUUGCAAACAAUCUUACAUUCUUUAAAGAUUGCUUUAGAUACUCAAUAAUAUAUUUGUUUAUUUAAAGAUGUCAUUAUUAAUUGCUUAUAAAAUCAGAAUCUUAAAUUGGAAAUGUCAAAAAAUAAUAUAGAUAAUGAAUUCAUGAGGUUUACUUACUUAAUGUUAUGCUACCUAAAAUUAAGCAGUAAUAAAAAAGAUUGCGAGGAUCAAAUUUAAAAAAAGAUUAAAAGUAACACUCCAUCGGUAUAGUAGUCUCCUAUGAAAGAAAGUUCAAAAGCAUUUUAACAAUUAUUAAAAUCCAAUUAUCACAAAGAAAAUUCUAGUUAUGAUAGCAAUUCUUAAUAUUGUCAUUAGUAAUAAUAAUAGUAAUAGAGUUUAAGUUUUAUAUAUCACAUGACUAUGGAGAUGUUUAAUGAAAUUUAAGACAAGAUUUUAUACGUUUUACAUUUAUUGUAUUAAGAAUUAUUGUUAUCAGAUGAAAAGUAGGCUAAUAAAUUGUUGGUUUUACUCUAUUAUUAUUCCCUCAAUAUGGAUAAUGAAGUUGCUAUUAAUUAUAGUGAUUAUUACCUCAGAAUAAAUCCAUCGUUAUAAUCUAUGUAUUAAAAUGAUAAUUUUAUAUCUCUUUUGCCAACUAUUAGAUCUUUAACUUUACUUGGGUAACCAUAGUNAAUUACUCUAUAGUAUUAAAUCAUCCUCUAGCCUCUAUUACAACAUUAGGAACAUAUAAUAGCACAUUAGGGACUAUUGAGCCUUGGAUACAUAUGCAAGAAGAAAUUAUUUAUGCCCAUAAAAUUCUUCCAAUAUUAAUAACCUAUAAUUCUUAAUUGAUGAGACAUUGUGUUUAUAUUUUAAAAGUUGAUGAUAAACAAGAAGUGCAAAAUUACAAUCUUACUGAAAAAACAGAAUGCCAAGUAAGCAUUAUCAUUUUAUAAAUUAGAUCAUUAGUGAAUUAUAUUAUGAAGAAAAUAUAAAAGAAGAAAAGGCAAAAUAAUGUGAAAUAAUUAGAAGUAAUGUUGAUGGAGAAUUAUUAAUUUGCUUAUUAUCAGACCAUACAAUAAGAAUUUUAGAAAUGAAUUUCUUAGAAGAAAAUAAAAGCAAAAAUAUCUUUAAUAGUUUAAAAGUAGUUUAAACCAUACAAAAAGUUAGUUAAAUAUAAGUAUUCAACAUGAUUGAUUCAAUAUGCGCUGAAACUAUAUCAAUUAAAAAAGAGAAACUAAAAUACUAAAAUAACUAAUUUGAAUAUGUGGCUUAUCAAAUUAUUAAUCAUAAUAAUAUUCCAUCAAAUUUAUUAAUCUUACAUACUAAUUCUACUUUUACUUUAUUAAGUGGUAGUAAAAUCCUUUUAAAUUAUCAAAUUAACGAAUAAAUUAAUGAUAUCUCAUAAUUUAAUUGCGCUCCUGUUAUUACCGAGCCCUUAUUGCAAACAAUCUUACAUUCUUUGAAGAUUGCUUUAGAUACUCAAUAAUAUAUUUGUUUAUUUAAAGAUGUCAUUAUUAAUUGCUUAUAAAAUCAGAAUCUUAAAUUGGAAAUGUCAAAAAAUAAUAUAGAUAAUGAAUUCAUGAGGUUUACUUACUUAAUGUUAUGCUACCUAAAAUUAAGCAGUAAUAAAAAAGAUUGCGAGGAUCAAAUUUAAAAAAAGAUUAAAAGUAACACUCCAUCGGUAUAGUAGUCUCCUAUGAAAGAAAGUUCAAAAGCAUUUUAACAAUUAUUAAAAUCCAAUUAUCACAAAGAAAAUUCUAGUUAUGAUAGCAAUUCUUAAUAUUGUCAUUAGUAAUAAUAAUAGUAAUAGAGUUUAAGUUUUAUAUAUCACAUGACUAUGGAGAUGUUUAAUGAAAUUUAAGACAAGAUUUUAUACGUUUUACAUUUAUUGUAUUAAGAAUUAUUGUUAUCAGAUGAAAAGUAGGCUAAUAAAUUGUUGGUUUUACUCUAUUAUUAUUCCCUCAAUAUGGAUAAUGAAGUUGCUAUUAAUUAUAGUGAUUAUUACCUCAGAAUAAAUCCAUCGUUAUAAUCUAUGUAUUAAAAUGAUAAUUUUAUAUCUCUUUUGCCAACUAUUAGAUCUUUAACUUUACUUGGGUAACCAUAGUAAUAAAACAAAUAGAAAAUUUUGCCGUAAAAUCCAAUAGAUUUGAAUAAAUGGUUGAGUAGCUUAUUAAUGAAUAAUCCAAUAUCAUUUCCGAUAUUAUUUAAGAAGACUAAAUAAUUAUGCAUCAUAAUGCAAUCGAUUCUAAAGAAACAAUUAAUCCAUAUUUCUUCAAUAUUAUAGUGUGAAGUUUAAGACUUUUAAGUUUUAUAUUAGGUACAAAAGACAUAACUAUUUUUCUAAAAAGUCUUAAAUCAAAAAUUGCAAAUCAAAUAUAUUUAACAAAAGAAAAAUAAGCUAGAAAUGCUUACAAAAUUGAGAGGACCUUCUUUGAUGUUAUAUUUGUGUAGUGAAAAACGUUGGAAUAGAGAUAUUAUUAACAAACUUCCUUUAUAAUUUAAAAUCGUUAUUUUAGAAAUAAUCACGUUAUUAAGAAAUAAUUUUCCAAAUGACUUAAUGGGAUAAAUUACUAAAGAUUCAUAUUUGUUAAUAGAUAGAAUGGAUAUUUAUUUAAAUUGCAAAUUAUAUAUUCAAAAUCCUGUGGAAUGUGAAUUUAAAAAAUAUGUUAAUUCAAUUUUAAGUGGACAAAUAAAAAGUUUACAGAAUGAAGAUGAUAAUGAUAUAUAAUAUGAUUAACAUUUGAUGUAACAAGUUAAGAGACAAUUCGACUUUACUAGAGAUAUUCGAAUUAAAACAAAAAUGACUGAGCAUAUUCCUGAAGAAAGAUUGGAUUAAGAUGCUCCUUCAGUGUUAUUAAAGUUAUUGAAUCGAAAAUUAGCUAUGUUUGUUGGGUUAGGAUCAUUAACAUAUGGUACAAGUGACCAUUUUAUUACUGAUUAAAUAAAAUUUCCAUCAUUAAACUUAUCUGGAAUCCUUCAAUAAAAUAGCUUGAAAUUAACAAUAGAUUCAACAAGAGAAGAUUAUACAUAAAUGACAUAAUGGCCAGAAUUUCAUUUAGGGGUAACCUUGUCGCUAUAGUUAUCCAAAAAACUUAAAGGCUUAAGUCAAGAAUCUCUAAGAACUUGGAUAUUUUAUUAGAAACCAUAAAAUCCUUCUAAUAUUCAUGGAGGAUUUAUGCUAGGAUUAGGAUUAUUAGGAUAUCUAAAUUCAUUUAACUAGAUAGAUUUAUAUUAAUUGCUUACUUAAAACCAUGAAGCAACAAGUGUGGGAGUAUUAUUAGGAAUAGGAGCAUCAAGAAUUGGAACUUGUGAUGAGCCUACUUAAAAAUCUUUAACUGUCCAUAUUCCGAGUUUGAUACCUAGUGUUUACGAUUUAGAGCUACCAAGUAAUGUUUCUACAAGUGCAUUAUGUUCACUCGGAUUCUUAUUUAUGGCUAGUGGCAAUAGAAAUUUUACUGAAGUUGCUUUGGGCUUAAUAGGUAGAAAACCUCAUAAUGAUAAAGUGAUUGAUAGAGAAGGAUAUUCUCUUGCAGCUGGAAUAGCAUUAGGAUUAAUUAAUUUAGGAAAAGGAAGUGUGUGGAGAAGAGAACUUUAAAUAGUAGAUCGAUUAAUAAGAUUUGUUCAAGGAGGAAAAGUACUCCCUCCUCCUUAAUCUUCUUUAUCUACGAAUUUUAUGUAAAAUGAAAGUGUAAGCAGUUCAAUAAGAGAAGGCAACAUGGUUAAUGUACAUGUUACUUGCCCUGCUGCUCUUAUGGCAUUAAGUUUAAUGUUUAUGUAAAUGAACUAAUAGAAUAUUGUGGAUUAAUUGAACAUUCCUAAUUCAUUUAGUAGUUUAGAGAGUUGCAACCCAAAUCAUAUCAUAUUAAAAUCUUUAACUAGAAACAUUAUCAUGUGGGAUAGUAUACCAACAACUUAAGCAGAUUUACAUUCAUAAAUUCCAGAAUUAAUUUCAUUUUUGUUUGAGCAACCUUUAAAAAAAAUCCAUUAAAAGUUCUAUUUAGUGUAUAAUGUAGAAGUGAUCGAUUUUAUGUCUGUAAGUAUGAUAUACACAGGUAUGAUAUCUGGAGCGUUAUUAGCCAUGGGUAUAAAAUAUGCCGGAACUCAUGAUUAAUAAGUCAAAUAACUUAUGAUUAAAUAAAUAGAGUUUUUAAUCAAAUUAAGAAUAUCUUAAAAUGAAUUUGCCAAUGAUCCAGAUAAUAAGUGCGCUGUUGAUUAAUACACUUAUUAUACUAAUAUUGUUAAUGCUUUAUAAGGGUUAUCUCUUUUGAUGGCUGGAAGUUUUGAUUAAGAAGUAUUGGCAAUAGCCAAAUCAUUAAUAUAAAAAAUGGAAAAUUCAUAAAUUUGGCAUUUCGGUUUCCAUUAAGGAAUAAAAAUGGCUAUUGGUUUUGUAUUUAUGGGAAAAGGAGGGUAUUCAUUCAAAAAAUCGAAAAAAGCAAUAAGCAUGUUAUUAUUAUCUUUGUACCCAUAUUACCCAACUAACCCUGGGGAUAAUAAAUAAUAUUUAUAAGCCUUAAGAUGGAGUUACGUUCUAUCAAUUAGACCUAAAAUAUUUAAAAUUAUUGAUGUGAAGACUCAUAAAACCGUAAAUUUAUAGAUUAAAAAUGAGAUAUUUUCCGAUCCUAAUUACUGCCAAUCAAACUUUUCAUUUACAAAUAAGGCAGUAUAAACAAUUUAUGUACAAUCAAAAGUCUUAAGCUAAAAUAAUUAAGAUUUAUUAAAUCCAAAUAAUACUCUUAAUCACAUUGAUACUUUAUUAUUGAUUGGCGAUAUGUAGACAAUUGACUCUAAGCUAGAUGGGCUUUAUGAGUAUAAGUUUAUCAAAAAUUUAAAAGAGAAAUAAUAUUUUUUAAAGUUGUUGUAGUAUGAUUAAAGCAAUUUUAUUUAAAUCUUGGCUUCUUUAUUUAAUACUAACAAAUAUGCCCACAUACCAAUUCUUGGAUUAUUUUAUAAAUUGUACCAAAAUAAAUUAGUCCUAUCCUAGGAAGUUAUUAAUUAAUUGACUCCUACCAUAAGUGUUACUAACCAAGAACUAAAUAAAUACAUAAAUUAAGAUUUAAAAAAUAUGUAUUUUAGUCAAGUAUCACAGAAAGUCUAUAGCUUUUUAUCAAUAUAUAACUUGCCUUAUCUACAUGAUAUCAAAUAAAUAGUUAAAGUUGCUAAAUAGAUUCCCCUCUAGAUGUUAGAAUUUUAUUUAUACAAAUCUUUUGAAGACACCCAAUAAUAAAAAUUAAAGCAAUUAGCUCAUUCAAUAUUAUUAAAUUAAUGA
This is a messenger RNA of Paramecium octaurelia, 6251 nucleotides long. Lineage: Eukaryota; Ciliophora; Oligohymenophorea; Peniculida; Parameciidae. The record is from the annotation of a GenBank genome assembly.